Messenger RNA from Protopolystoma xenopodis, 360 nucleotides. NCBI's taxonomy places the organism in Eukaryota, Metazoa, Platyhelminthes, Monogenea, Polystomatidea, Polystomatidae. The record is from the annotation of a GenBank genome assembly.
AUGCGUGAAUGUGUUAUGACUACCUUCUUCUUGCAGAUAGUCUCUCUCUCUGUCUCACGCCGAUGCCACUCCUCUGCCAAUACGAGCAUUGUGCGCUGCUCUCGCUGCCGUAGCCGGGCUAGGAAACGAGCCUCUUCGGCAGCCCUCCAUACCUCUAGCUCCAGCGCUGCCCGAUACUCCGGUGUCUCGCGAAGAGGGCUGCUAGAAGGGGCAUUUGCCAACGCCUCGGUUGACGAUGUAGGCGACGUAGUUUGGAACGUUGCAGCUUGCAUCGAAGGUGAUCGUCGGCCGUGGGAUAAGCAUGAGGGAGGUGAUACAGGAGAUCGAUCUGCCGGAGGGCUGAGCGAGCGCACAAGCUAA